UUUUAAACUGUGUGAAACAAUGAACAUAUGUACAGAAUAUAAGCAGUGUUAAGUUGAAAUCAAUUUUUCCGAUAUGAGCACUUGUGGAUAUAACGCCACGUGCCUCGCACCAACUACCGGCACGGUGCCGCAGACGUUUGCUUCUGCAAUUCAAUUCUUCACAGCAGCUCAGUGUUUACUAGCAGAGACGCCACUUCCUGAUGAUGUUGUGGAAGAUGGGUCUUCAUUCGACUUUAUCAUAGUUGGAGGAGGUUCUGCAGGGUGUGUGUUAGCCAACCGGUUAAGUGAAGUGGAGCAAUGGAAGGUACUUCUGAUCGAAGCCGGACCGAGCCCACCUGUGGAGAGCGCUAUACCUGCAAUGACCGGAGGAAUCUUGCACACUUCAUAUGACUGGCAAUAUUUCACACAGGAUAAUGGAGUAACGAAUAAAGCAACUGUCAAUCAUACCGUUUAUUGGCCCCGUGCAAAAAUGUUGGGUGGAUGCAGUAAUAUAAACGGCAUGGUGUACUUUAGAGGAAAUAAUUUAGAUUACCAGAGAUGGUACGAUGCUGGCAAUACAGAUUGGAGUCCAGACGUUGUAAAAGAAUGCUUCAAAAAAGCCGAAAAUGUUCAAGACCAAUCUUUAUUAGAAAACCCUGAUCUAGAAAGUUUCUACGGUACUCAGGGUCCAUUGAUCAUCAAUACUUUCAACAGUACUUACAGAGAUCUGACGCUAAAAGUACUUCAGUCAUGGGAUGAAAUAGGUAUUGAAACGGUUGAAGACUUAAAUUUUAAUAACAAUUUUGGAUCUGGAAUAUUUAGAGCUACUGCAGCCAAUGGACGACGCUCAAGCACUGAAUAUGUGUAUUUAAGGCCAGCAAGAACUAGGGACAAUUUGUAUGUUCUUACAAAUGCGAUGGUUACCAAAGUCCUUAUUAAUGAAACCACAUUGGAAGCUGAAGGUGUUGAGGUGGAUGUCAAUGGUACACAGUUCAGCUUUUAUGCAACAACUGAAGUCAUAGUGUCUGCUGGUACCGUAAACACACCACAGUUACUUAUGUUAUCUGGAAUUGGACCAAAAGAGCACUUAGAAUCGAAAAAUAUUAGCUGUCUAGUUGAUUUGCCUGCAGUUGGAAAAUACUUGCAAGACCAUUUCAUUGUUCCAGUUACUAUAUAUGGCAGUGGUUCCCCUGACCCUACUCUAAGAGAAAAGAGUUUGGAUACAUUAUUAUACAUUUAUAACAAAACUGGUACUCUGGCCCAAAAUACUUUUGCUGACGUCAUGGCAUUUUACGCCAGAAAUGGAACUGAAUACCCAGAAUUUCAGAAUCAUCUAAAACUAUUCAACAAGAAUUCAUCAACAUUAGAAGCUUAUUUAACUCGUUAUGCUUAUUAUAAAGAUGUCAUGACAGAAUCAGUAUUGAAUUUCAAUAAGAACAAUACCUUGUACUUGUUCUCGUUCAACCUCCUUCAUCCUCAAUCUACAGGGGAAAUAAUUUUAAACUCGUCUGAUCCUCUAGAUCACCCGUUGAUUUACACUAACUAUCUAAAUAACACCGAGGAUAUAAAUGCCACAGUUGCGGGGAUACAGAUGUUAACAAAGAUUGUUGAUACAGAAUAUUUUCAAUCCAUCAAUGGAUUUUUGGGACGAAUGAGUUGGCCUGAGUGUGAUCCUUAUGAACUGGACAGCUUUGAAUAUUGGCAAUGUAUAGCUAUAAAUGCGGUUACUACAAUAUACCAUCCGAUUGGAACUGCAAGAAUGGGUAAUGAUACUACAACGUCUGUAAUAAGCAGUCAAAUGAAAGUACAUUUUGUCGAUAAACUGCGAGUGGUGGAUGCCAGUGCAAUGAUGUCACAAAUCAGUGGGAACAUCAAUGGUGCAGUCAUUAUGGUUGCUGAAAGAGCAGCCAAUUUAAUUAAAGAAUAUUAUGGUUUUCAAACAAAUGAUACGUGCAAUAAUUGAUAUUUGUAAUUUUUGAUUAUGUUUUAAAACUUGAAUGUGUAUGUAUACGAUUAUGCUGUAAUAAAAUAUAUGGCAU
Ostrinia furnacalis (Asian corn borer) is the source of this 2018-nucleotide messenger RNA. Its product is annotated as glucose dehydrogenase [FAD, quinone]-like. The record is from RefSeq and is a predicted model, not a curated record. The coding region runs from base 74 to 1942 and encodes 622 amino acids. Gene Ontology annotation, molecular function: flavin adenine dinucleotide binding; oxidoreductase activity, acting on CH-OH group of donors. The transcript is spliced from 4 exons. NCBI's taxonomy places the organism in Eukaryota, Metazoa, Arthropoda, Insecta, Lepidoptera, Crambidae.